AUGUCGUGGAUUAUGGUUGGUAGGAAGACGGGGAGAGAGGAGAAGGCGAGGUUGGUGAAGAAGAAUAUUAAGGCUGUGAUGUAUGUUUUGAUAUCUGUGAGGGUGUGGAUCACUUCGAAUUUAUUCAACCCCCGGGUUCGAGAUGAUUUGGAGGUUUGUGAACGUAGACGUAAACGAGCGAUGCGCUUCUGUCUCGUUGUGAGAUAUGGCGCUGUAGAAGGAGAAUCCGGGAUGAGGUGCCAUGCUAUUACCGCAACAAGCACACUGGGAAACCCUUCAAGCAGAAAAAGCAAUCUCCACGAUGCGAUCGGAGAGUGCUUCCCCAAUGUUAUAAUCGCCCACGCCAAUGUACUCGCAAAAGACGUUGCCAAUGGCGCAGCUGAUACAAAGUACCCUGUCCUCAAUGCCAGCUCCUCCCUUUUAUAA
This is a messenger RNA of Hymenoscyphus albidus, 426 nucleotides long. NCBI's taxonomy places the organism in Eukaryota, Fungi, Ascomycota, Leotiomycetes, Helotiales, Helotiaceae. The record is from the annotation of a GenBank genome assembly.